Moneuplotes crassus is the source of this 822-nucleotide messenger RNA. The record is from the annotation of a GenBank genome assembly. Lineage: Eukaryota; Ciliophora; Spirotrichea; Euplotida; Euplotidae.
GGGGUAGACAACCAAUAAACUGCAACUUAAUUGAACAAUUUUACAACUCUCCAGUCUCAGACUCAUUCUUUGCUUUAGAUUACCAUUGAUAAAACUUAUGCAGAAGAUAGCAAGACUGAGGAAGCUAAGCUCGCUCCAACCAUGAAGACAGCAAGGGAAUCAAAGAGAACUGUAAAAAAGGCAAGAAAAGAGCCACAGAAGCCUCUUUGCUCAAUUUGUUAUGAAUAUAUUGAGCUCAAGCAAAUAGUUCCACUUGAAUGUGGCCAUAUCUUUCACCCUAUAUGUGUUAGAAGACACAUCAGAGCCAAAGUUGAUGCUAGAUUCCUACCAAUUGCAUGACUCGACACUAACUGUGGUGAGGAACUAACAUCCUCAGAGCUUGAAUUUUUCUGCAACAAUAGACUAUAUGAAAGAUUAAUAAAAAUCCAAAAAGAGCUUCUAAUUCUACAAAAGCACAUUUUCUAUAUCCAGUGUCCCACUCAGGAAUGCAAAUUUAUGGGUGAAUGGAACAGAGACGAAGAUAACUCUUACAUUUACUGUACCGAUUGAAACCUUGAAUACUGAGCUUCAUGUAGAGUCAAGUUCCACUACAACACUAGCUGCAAGGAUUACAGAGAGGCAAAUGAUUUGCCUGAACCAGAUUUUGAGAGUAUUAAAACUCAAAUCUUCAAGGAUCUGGUAGGAAGCGAUCUUGGACUCCAGCAAUGCACAAAUUGUAAGUACAUUGUUGAGAAGAACCGCGGUUGUGACCAUAUCAGAUGCUUUUGUGGAUAUGACUUCUGAUAUAAAUGUGGAGGCAAGUACCGUCACUGUGACUGAUAG